Sinocyclocheilus anshuiensis is the source of this 1314-nucleotide messenger RNA. RefSeq lists its product as uncharacterized. The coding region runs from base 1 to 747 and encodes 248 amino acids. Lineage: Eukaryota; Metazoa; Chordata; Actinopteri; Cypriniformes; Cyprinidae. The transcript is spliced from 7 exons. Gene Ontology annotation, biological process: phagocytosis. The record is from RefSeq and is a predicted model, not a curated record.
AUGCAGGAUGCAGAUGCGUGUGAUGUGUUGAAUGAUCUGAUUCUGCAGGUGUUUGUGCUGUUGUUCAUCUUUGUGAAAAGGCAGAUUAUGCGCUUCGCUAUGAAAUCUCGCAGAGGACCGCACGUCCCGCUGGGUCACAACGCACCAAAGGAGCUGAGAGAGGAGAUCGAUUCCCGUUUGUCAAAAGUGAACGACAUUCGUUAUGAGCCACAUCUACUCUCUAAAGAUGAUGAUCGACUGAAGCAUCAAGGCCAGAAUGGUUGUUAUAAUUAUCUCUUCAGAAUGCAAGCGUUAGAUGCUAUCAGAGACUCCGAUAUCCCGUCUCGUGAGUUGUGUUGCAGUGCCAGCGCUCUGACCGGCCGCCGCUACAGGAACUGGCUGCAGGACCUGCGAAACUCUCACUCUCUGUUCAAGUCAAAUCACAGUUCACUAAUAGAUCGCUUACUGGAGGGCUACGACAACGCUCGCCAUGGGACAGGGGUGUUUGGUGAGGCAGAGUUUGUGAAGUAUAAGGAUGAUCUGGCUGAACUGGCUGCUCUUGUAAAGACCCACUCCAGCACCACCAGUCUAAACCAGCAGCACCAGUCAGCAGCUAAAGAUCUGACCAGCUCUCCCGGCCCUUCGUCUGCCUCUACCAUUCAGGUCACGUACCUGCCGUCUACUGGACAGCGCAGCAAGAGGCCCAAACACUUCCUGGAGCUCAAAAACUUUAAAGACAACUAUAAUACGCUAGAAAGCACACUUUAGAGAAUGAAACCUGUUUGAAGAACUGUGUAAAUACACCUCAAAGACUGUGAUUCAGAAGUGUUCAUUGCUCACUGGAAAAUCCUUUAUGUAGAAAUGAAAACGGUGGGAGAUGCAGUAAAAUGGCCUCAAAUCACAUCGAGAAUGUGAGAAUGACUUAAUAUAUGACAAAAUCUGUGGGAUAAAUGUCAAUGCAACUUCUUUGAGAGCAAUGCAAGAAUGUUAUGUUUGUAGUUUUAAUGUUUUUCUGAUGGUUAAAAGCCACUGUUUACCAGCUUUUAUUCGCGAGAAUGGCCUUUUAAUGUGAAUAGGGAGUGUAAUGUUUAUAUCUUUAUUGUCCAAAGAGCACCAACAAAGCACCCUUUAGCUGAGAUGAUAAUAUUUUAACUGGAUUGACUUUUCUGGCAAAAACACGUGGAUUAAAAUCAGCUGAAUGGACAUUAAAAGGAUAGGUCACCCAAAAAUGAAAAUUCCGUCAUUUAUUAAGCACCCUUCACUUGUUCCAAACAAAAGAAGAUAUUUUGAAUGUUGGUAACAAUACAGUUGAUGGUAGCCAGUGACUUCCAUAGU